This is a messenger RNA of Plutella xylostella (diamondback moth), 3586 nucleotides long. Its product is annotated as carbohydrate sulfotransferase 11. Gene Ontology annotation, cellular component: membrane. Gene Ontology annotation, molecular function: sulfotransferase activity. Lineage: Eukaryota; Metazoa; Arthropoda; Insecta; Lepidoptera; Plutellidae. The record is from RefSeq and is a predicted model, not a curated record. Gene Ontology annotation, biological process: carbohydrate biosynthetic process.
AAAAAUAAAGCUGCAGUGCAGUGGUGGGCUCCGGCUUGCAGCGAGACACUGCGGGCAGGCUCCAUUCAUUGUUAUAUCAGAGGAGGUCGAUACCGCCGUGGAGACGGUAAUACGGCAGUGACGGCAGUCGCGCUGCGCGGAUGUCCCGCGGAGGCCGCUAGCGCGCAUCUCCGCAACCUCGGAAUACGGACGCGAUCUGCCAUUUGUGAAAAACUGUGCGCAAUAUUUACACUUAGGUAAUUUUUGUCAGUGAACGUGUUAAUUGAAAUUAUUCAAACUGAAGAUGCUCUAGUUUGGAGGUGAACGACGAAAAUAUAUUCGCCGGCUCAAAACAUCUGCGCGGCCACUUCAGUGAGCGGUAGAGAGAGAGUAACUCAGUCCAAUGGCGUGCACAAAACUGGGGGCAGCUUCAACAUGAUCCUCGGCCGAAGAAACCUGGGCAUGCUGAGACUGGGACGAUGCGUCGCCUUCGUGGCCGCGGCGACCCUACUCCUGCCCUUCACCAUCCUGGUGAUGCUGGCAGACCAGCAGUACAUCCAGGGGUACACCUCCAAAAGAAUCUUCUAUCAAGAGAGUGACUUCUAUAAGCUAAACGGGAGUGUAGUAUACGUCCCUAUAGCAGUAACUUCACACUCUCUGAGGAGCCAGUACAUAUUAGAGAACAGCACACACGAAGAGGGUUUACUCUCGCGGGAGAAGUUCCUAGAAGUGUGUUCGCGAAUGGACGCCCGACGGGACUACCUAGCCAACCAGUGCUCGAACCUGGGACUAGACGACUCGAGUCACAAGGCCUACGCGUGGGAGUACUUGAUAAAUAGGCAGUAUCAUGUCAUCUGGUGCAACAUAUUCAAAGCCGCUUCAACAUCGUGGAUGUACAACUUCAAUCUGAUGGCGAACUACACUCCAGCCUUUUUAGAGAAGACGAAAGCGGUGCCUCUAGAGCUGGCUCGGAAGAAGUACGCGAGGCCCACAGUAGAGAUGAUAAAGAAGGCACAAUCAGACUCGAUAUCGUUCCUGAUAGUGCGACACCCGCUGGAGCGGCUGGCGUCAGCGUACAAUGACAAGAUCGUCCACGCCUGGCCACGGUCCUUCCACGAGAAGAUGGGACAUCGGAUCGUUGGCAAGUAUCGGAAGAAAAAUGCGAAGAUCAAGGAGAAAUACCCUCUAUUCGAGGAGUUUGUAUCCUAUGUCCUGGACGAGUUCAAAGCAGCGAGGGUGCUGGACAUGCACUGGACCCCAUACACCGGGUUCUGUACGCCCUGCAAGUUCUACUUCGACGUCAUACUGAAGUUCGAGACUCUGGACGAGGACCAGCGGUUCCUGAUCCAGUUGGCGCGCCUACAAGACGUGGUGAAGCCGGAGUGGAGGAACAGCGGCAAGGGAACCAAGACUUCGAACACCAUCAACCAUCUCUACUCGAGGAUCACGCGCCCGCAGCUGAACGGACUGUAUAAUUUGUACAAAAACGACUUCCAACUAUUCAAUUACUCCAUAGAGAGCUACCAUAAAAUUAUCAAAGAUGACGACUCAACAAACGGAUGAGAGUUGCUGCGAAUCAUCGAGUGAUGCUCAUGUUUUUUACUGCGGAAGACCAGCCAAGCCAGAGAUGAUAGAGAAAGACGGAAAGACAUGCUAUCUCGCUUUCACACGCUGUCCGCUAUUUCAGAGUGGAGUUGUUGUAACUUGUUCAUUUGAAUUAGUUUAGGAGAAAGGGGCGUGGAAUUCAAGUCAAUUUAGUCAUAGUUUAGUAAGUUUAUAAAGUUAUCAAUACUUUCCAAAGAAAGAUAAAUAGUUUGCGAGAGUCGCACUGUUCCUUAAGCCUAGUUCCUUGCGAGUGCAAUGAAAUAUCAGAGCUAUGUGUAUGAGCAUAGACGUGACUGUAUAAUGGUGUGAGCACCAGAUAUGAGUUUUGUUGAACAGUGACUUGAAAUUUAUUGUAAGACAAUUGUUAAAGUUUUAGCAGCUUAGAUAUUUGAAACGAACAGUACCUACAUUGUAAUGUAUAAACUUAGUUUUGUACGGCACAAAAUAAAAUUCCUUAGUGCUUCCAUAAUGUUAGUUGUGUGGAGUAAAUGGUGAAAUGAAAUUGCAUUAGUAUGGUGCCAUCCGCUUCGGUGAUAAGAAUAGUAUUUAUAAGAUCAUUAACUAAUUAGUAAUUAACUAGAUAUAAUCAUCAUUUUUUGUAUAAAAUACAUAUUGUGUUUUUAAUGUUUUUUAUAUUUAUUUUAUUUAUACAAUUGUUUAUUUUUUUUAAGUUUACCAUAACUUCGGGUUCAAAAUUAUAAUUUAACAUAACUUCAAGAACUUUUUUACUAUGGCUAAGUAAGUAAGUACCUACUUAUACUGGUUUAUGUUCAGAAUAUACCUACUUACGUUACAUAGGUAGGUAAACAUCAUACCUACCUUUUCUCAUCAGGUCAUACUACAUAUAACUCUAAGUUAGACUUCCAUUGUAUAAUAUUUUUUUUCAAUUAUUUUAGAAUAACUUAUAACUCAUUUUGUCUUCUCGAGGCACUGAAUAUCCUUACCUGGAGGUAACUCUGACGUUUGAUCGGGAGACCGUUUGUGCAGUACAAUUAAUUUUAAGAUCAAAUUAGAAUUCAUAUAAAAUUUUCCUAGUUGAAGUAAAGUCAAUAAGUAUAAUCAUAAUAUUUCAUCACUUGGAUGAUAGAUUCAUAAUGAUUUUUUCUCGUGUGAAAUAAUCUUUCAUCAUUUUAAGGUUGUCCUAUAAAUUACUUAAUUAUAAUGCCUUUCUAAACUACCUGACUUAAACAUUUUAGUACAUAAUGUUAUAGGUAUUAUUAGGUACCUUAUCCGGAAAAAUGCAGUUAGGUAUGUAUGUAUUAUGGCAUGACAAACUACACAUAGUUUACAUAAGAAAGACUUAGUUAAACUCUCUAAUAGCAUAAACUAUUAUUAUAAAAUAAUAAUCUACUUACUUCAAGCUUUGCAAUCUUUGCAUUCUUUAUAUCCUGAAUUUUAUUAGUUCUUGCUUUACUAAAGUUUAUUCUAAAAAGGUAGUGACAUGCAACGAAAGAUUAUUAUGUCAGUAUAAUAAUUGCAAAUUAAGUAAACAUUGGAUUCAGCUACCGACUAUCUAUAUAUCUAUUGAAAGACUACCUAUCUAAUGCAACUAUGCAAAAAUAAUCUGUUUUUUUAAGAUUACUUUUUAUUGAUACAAAAAAAACUAAAUUAAUUCAAAAGUAAACUCGCGAAAGCAUCUCAAUAGUUCACUGAAUAAGAGUCAAAGGAAAUCUUCACUGUAUUUUCAAUUCUUGCAUACCAAGUCUUCGGUAUCUCUUCAGAAACAAAAGUACGAAUUAGCAUUAUGAAACAUGUAUAUAGGAUACAUUAUUUAUGGAAUGAAUUCUAGACCAAAAGUAAAUGGCCUAUGAUUGUAAUGUUAUGGUGCUAUAGAAUAGAAUUUGAUCUCAUAUCAAGUGUGUGAGAUGUGAAUGCUGUAUUUGUUGAUUAUAAAUAGAAUAUUGUGUUGUUUAAAUAAAUUCCAGUUUAUAUAAAUUACCUAUAAUGUUGGUUGCGUUUUGUUGUAGAAUAGUUUUUAGAGAAAUAAAUUAUUUGGAUAUUA